GUGAGAUUUAGUUUAUCGAAGAGAGCAGUCGAAAUAGAAAUAAUAACAAAACAAAAAUGGCCAGUCAGGCAACAAAUAUAGAAAACAAAGUUAAAGACACUGUUGAAUACAAUGAUUUACUUGCGUCUGCUGGAGAAUUUGGAAAAUAUCAAUUAAUCCUUUUCAUUUCUACUUUUCCUUUCUACGCUUUUGGAGUGUUCGUAUACUUCUCUCAGAUGUUUAUGACAGAGGUAUCACCAAAUCAUUGGUGCAGAAUACCACAGUUAGAAAACUUGACGGAUAUAGAACGAAGGGAUCUUGGUGUACCUAAAGAUGACAAUGCAAGAUUUGGAUACUCACAGUGUGCAAUGUAUUCGGUAAAUUGGAGCGAGGUGUUGACAACAGGACAAAAACCUGAUCCAAGUUGGAGUAUAGUACCAUGUCAAUAUGGAUGGGAGUUCAACAAAACGGAGAUACCAUAUCCUACUAUUUCAAGUGACUUUGAAUGGGUAUGCGAUAAAAAUAGUUACCAGGCAACAGCUCAAUCAAUAUUCUUUAUUGGUUCCAUAUUAGGAGGAUUCUUAUUCGGAUGGAUGUCUGAUCGUUAUGGAAGAAUGCCAGCCGCUGUAGUCAGCAACCUGUUUGGCUUUGUGGGAGGUGUGGCCAGCACUUUUUCCCAAAAUAUGACCCAAUUUUCAAUUGCAAGAUUUGUGAUGGGUAUCGCGUAUGACAACUGUAUGAUAAUGGCUUACUUGCUGGUCCUAGAAUACAUCGCUCCGAAGUAUAGAACAUUAAUGGCAAAUAUGGCAUUUGCUCUAUUUUACUCUCUAGUCGUUACCGUCCUUCCCUGGAUAGCACUAGCUUGUGGACAUUGGAAAACCAUUUCUCUAGUCACUAGCAUACCUUUAGGUUUAGCUAUUUUUGCACCAUUGUUCCUACCAGAAAGUCCAAGAUGGCUCUUAUCAAAAGGCCGAAUCGACGAAGCUAUUAACAGAGUGCUUUAUAUAGGUCGAAUAAAUAAAAAAGAAAUCCCAACGAAACUGAUCGAUCAAUUUAAAGAUUCAGUAACAAAUGUAGAGGAGGAAAAAUCUGAAGGUUGUUUGGAAAUAUUAAAGCGACCAGUGAUAAGAAAAAUGUUUAUACUGGUGUGUAUUGAAUACAUGUGCUGUACUAUCGUCUUUGAUGGACUAGUAAGAAGUAUCGGACAGCUGGACUUCGACUUUUUUGCAUCCUUUUCAAUGGUAUCAUUCACCGAAUUCCCAUCGAUGAUCCUCGUAGCUUUUAUCUUAGACUGGAUGGGCAGGAGAUGGUUAACAAUAAUAGUCAUGACCAUAAGCUGUAUAUUUUGCUUGUUAUCAGUCUUUGCUUCUGGUAUACAAUCAGUUAUAUUUGCUGUGAUUGCGAGGUUUGCUGUAAAUAUGUCGUAUAGUGCGGCAAUGCAAUGGGCAGCGGAAAUUUUACCAACAUCUGUGAGAGGAUCUGGUGUUUCAUUCGUGCAUAUUUGUGGGUGCCUAGCAACAGUUGUAUCACCAUAUAUUGUAUUUUUAAAAGUCUAUAUUUACUGGUUACCUCUUGUAGUGGUAGCUUCUGUAGCUGGAUUAGGAGUCCUAAUAGCUUUGGGAUUGCCUGAAACUGCCUGUAAAGAUAUGCCCCAUACAUUUGAUGAUGCUGAGAAAUUAGCGAGCAACCAAAGGUUUUGGACGCUCCCUUUCCUAGAGCAGAAAAAACUGGCCAAAGAGGGACAUAUUAAUGAAAGCUUUGAUAUCGAGAUAUAAAUUUUACGAAAAAAGUGUCUAAGGCCUGGUAAACAAAACUUAAUGUUGUUGCGUAGUACAUCACAUCUGGUACAUCUGUUUAAAUAAAAAGAUUUGAGUGCUUGACU
This is a messenger RNA of Trichoplusia ni (cabbage looper), 1861 nucleotides long. RefSeq names its product carcinine transporter-like. Gene Ontology annotation, molecular function: transmembrane transporter activity. NCBI's taxonomy places the organism in Eukaryota, Metazoa, Arthropoda, Insecta, Lepidoptera, Noctuidae. The record is from RefSeq and is a predicted model, not a curated record. Gene Ontology annotation, biological process: transmembrane transport. The transcript has a single exon. Bases 57 to 1754 code for a protein of 565 amino acids.